This is a messenger RNA of Carassius carassius (crucian carp), 945 nucleotides long. RefSeq lists its product as uncharacterized. Gene Ontology annotation, molecular function: flavin adenine dinucleotide binding; N,N-dimethylaniline monooxygenase activity; NADP binding. Bases 1 to 945 code for a protein of 314 amino acids. The transcript has 6 exons. The record is from RefSeq and is a predicted model, not a curated record. NCBI's taxonomy places the organism in Eukaryota, Metazoa, Chordata, Actinopteri, Cypriniformes, Cyprinidae.
AUGUCGGGCUUGGGAAAGCUCUACGCUGCUGUGAUCGGAUCCGGUGCUGCGGGACUCUGCGCGGCCCGUCACCUUCUCUCCCGCCCGGACACCUUCGCGCCACCAGUGGUGUUCGAGCUCACCAAGAACAUUGGAGGAACGUGGGUCUAUGAGGAAAGGGUGGGAUGUUACGACAAUGGCUUACCGAUUCACAGCAUGUACAGGGACCUCAGAACCAAUAUUCCCAAAGAGGUGAUGUCUUUCCCUGACUUUCCCUUUGCAAAGCAUCUCCCCUCUUUUGUCCAUCACACUGAGGUACGGAAGUACCUUGAGCAGUACUGUGAUCAUUUUCGCCUGUGGAACAUACAGUUUGGCACCUCAGUUGCUUCAAUGACCCCAGAAGAUGUGGAGGGUGGGUGGAAUGGGUUGGCUUGGAAUGUCAGCUCCAACAAUAGUGUAGACCACAGCAAAUCCACUACAGAGCAAUUUGAUGCUGUUAUGGUGUGCAAUGGUAUUUUAGGGACACUGAUGCACAGUCAUGAUUAUCGUACUGCUGAACCUUUGGCGGGAAAGUCAGUGGUGCUGCUGGGAACUGGUCUCUCUGGACUAGAUAUUGCCAUGGAGCUCUCCAAUGUUGAAGCUCAGGUAAUCCUGAGUCAUGGACAGCAGCCUUUGACCUGCCCCCUUCCUCCAGGAGUCCAGCAGGCUCCUCCAGUAACUUCUGUACUGGAUGAUGGCACUCUAGAGUUCAAAAAUGGGAAGAGAGCCAAGCCAGAGGUGGUCCUGUUUUGUACAGGCUACAACUUCACCUUUCCGUUCCUAGAUAAGAAAGUGGAUGUAAAAGUGCAGGAGCACCUCGUCUGGCCUCUCUAUAAAUUCCUAAUACCUCCAGCUUACCCUUCACUCUUUAUAGUGGGCAUCUGCAGAGCUAUUUGCCCCUUCCCACAUUUCCAUAUUCAGAAAUGA